UAAAUAAAAGUAUAUCACAUCACAAAAGGUACUUUGUUAAUUAAACUUCCAGCCAAUUCAUUCAAUUAUUAGCGUACCCUCUGAUUCUAAAUCACCGUCUUCACAACAAAUUGAAAACUAUAAAUAUAAACCCAUGCAAAUUACCUCAAGAGUAGAAACUCACCUGAAAAUGGGUUUCAGGCUAUAUUUUGCGGUGGCGGUGGUUACUUUAAUGACGGCGGAGAACUUUUCCGAUGGGUAUAAACAAGUGCCUUGCUACUUCAUAUUUGGUGACUCGUUGGCUGAUAAUGGAAAUAAUAAUGACCUUCAUACUUUUGCUAAAGUCAACUUUUCACCAUAUGGCAUUGAUUUUCCUUUUGGCCCAACCGGCCGGUUUACCAAUGGUCGGACCACUGUUGAUGUAAUCGCUCAACUCUUGGGGUUUGACCAUUUUAUUCCACCUUUUGCACGUGCCAAUGGCACCACCGACAUACUCUUCGGUCUGAAUUAUGCCUCCGGCUCAGCCGGAAUUCGCAACGAAUCUGGGAAACAUGCGGGCGAGUGUAUACCGUUUGACAUGCAGUUAGAACAUCACCGAACCGUCGUGUUGCGGUUGGCUGAAAUUCUGGGGACUGAAUCAGCAACCAAUUGGCAUCUGAGCAGAUGCUUAUACACUGUUGGCCUUGGAAACAAUGACUAUAUUAAUAACUAUUUCUUGCCUCAAUAUUACACUGCAAGCCGUGAUUAUACUCUGCCAGAGUUCACUCAGCUUCUCAUUCAACAAUAUACUCAACAAAUUAAGACUUUGUACGAGUAUGGAGCACGAAAAAUUGCUAUUUUCGGAACGGGGCAAUUAGGCUGCACCCCAAAUGCAAUUAGCAGGUAUGGAACAGAUGGAUCUAGUUGUAUAGAAUUUUUGGAGGCAGCAUCUACACUCUUCAACAUCAAGCUGAAAUCAAUGGUUGAGCAACUCAAUGCUAAUAUAACUGAUGCAAAAUUUAUCUACAUUAACUAUCAUUCAAUUGGUGCAGAUUCUGCUAUACUUGGUUUCACUAAUAACACCGGCGGAUGUUGCCCGGUUGCAAGUGGUGGCCAAUGUAUUGCUGAUCGGAAACCUUGCCGGAAUAGGACAAGUUAUGCAUUUUGGGAUUCUUUUCAUCCAACUGAGGCUGUCAAUGAAUACAUUGCACAGAGAUCUUAUGCAGCAGUUGACCCAUCUGAUGCUUAUCCAUUUGAUAUUCAAACUUUAGUUCAUCUUAAUCAAGAAAUUUCUGCAAUGUAAUCAAGCAAAUUAUUAGCUUCAAUUAGAAUUAAUAAAGUUUCUAUUUUAUGUA
Mercurialis annua (annual mercury) is the source of this 1313-nucleotide messenger RNA. RefSeq names its product GDSL esterase/lipase At1g29660-like. Gene Ontology annotation, molecular function: hydrolase activity, acting on ester bonds. Bases 134 to 1261 code for a protein of 375 amino acids. Lineage: Eukaryota; Viridiplantae; Streptophyta; Magnoliopsida; Malpighiales; Euphorbiaceae. The transcript is spliced from 5 exons. The record is from RefSeq and is a predicted model, not a curated record.